AUGUCAUGUGUUUUCACAUCCAACAAAACAAUAAGAGUUUGUCCUUUCCUCAAUGGGGAUGUGGAAAAUCCAGAACCCAAAACCAACAGCACAUGGAUUCAACCCAAUUUGCCCAGCAAAUGUACAUGGAAACCAGGAAAAUCCAUCGCAGAAUCACCUCAUAAUUUUGUGCCUCUACCAAAAGAACCAAAGAUUUUGUCAAGUAUUUUGGAAAAAAUUGGACAUACCCCUUUAGUUCGGAUUAACAAAAUUUCAAAAGCCUAUGGGCUUAAAUGUGAACUCUUGGCAAAGUGUGAAUAUUUCAAUGCUGGAGGGAGUGUGAAGGACCGAAUAACUCUGAGGAUGAUAGAAGAUGCAGAAAAAGCUGGCAUUCUAAAACCAGGACAUACACUCAUUGAACCUACUUCAGGAAAUACAGGAAUUGGGCUGGCCUUGUCAGCUGCAAUAAAGGGCUACCGCUGCAUCAUUGUCAUGCCAGAGAAAAUGAGCAUGGAGAAGGUGGAUAUUCUGCAGGCACUUGGAGCUGAAAUUGUAAGAACCCCAUGCGCUAGUUUUGAUGCUCCAGAAUCAAAUGUCCGUGUUGCUUGGAAACUAAAAAAUGAAAUCCCAAAUUCACAUAUUCUGGACCAGUACCGAAAUCCAAGUAACCCACUGGCACACUAUGACACCACAGCUGAAGAGAUUCUGGAGCAAUGUGAUGGCAAAGUUGAUAUGAUUGUGGUUGGAGCUGGCACAGGAGGCACCAUCACUGGUAUUGCCAGGAAGAUGAAGGAGAAAUGUCCCGAAUGCAAAAUUGUUGGAGUAGAUCCUGAAGGCUCUAUAGUUGCUCUGCCCAGCUCACUGAAUACAGCAGAGGAUGCAACAAUGGAAGUGGAAGGGAUUGGACAUGACUUUAUCCCAACUGUCCUUGACAGAUCUGUGAUAGAUCAGUGGUAUAAGAGUAAUGACACUGAAUCUUUUCUUAUGGCUCGCAGAUUGAUUAGAGAAGAGGGGUUGCUUUCUGGAGGAAGUGCGGGCAGUGCAAUGUGUGCAGCUGUGAAGCUUGCCAAGCAGCUGAAGGAGGGACAACGUUGUGUUGUCCUUUUACCUGACUCUGUGAGAAACUACAUGUCCAAAUUUUUAAAUGACAAAUGGAUGAUCACAAAUGGAUUUCUGAAAGAGGAUGUUCAAGACCAUUAUCCUUGGUGGUGGAAUAUCAAGGUGCAGAAACUGAAUCUCUUAGCACCUCUGACUCUACUUCCAGAUGUGAACUGUCAAAAGGCAAUUGAAAUCCUGAAGGAUAAGGGAUAUGACCAGGCACCAGUUGUUGCAGAAUCUGGACACUUCUUGGGAAUGGUAACUCUGAGCAGGAUCCUCUCCUCACUUCUAGCAGGAAGUGCCCAAUUCUCAGAUCCAGUCAUCAAGGUUAUUUAUCAGCAGUUUUCAAAGGUUAGUUUGGAUGACACACUUGGAAAACUUUCACAUAUCUUGGAAAAUGACCAUUUUGCUAUAGUUGUCCAUGAAUUGGAGCAAUACAAUGCAGAUGGCAGCUCCUUCAAGAAACAGAUGGUGUUUGGUGUGGUCACAGCCAUUGACCUGCUCAGCUUUGUCACCCAGAAGAACAAUUCUCUAAAGGAAAACAAUGGAACUCUCAAUUCAGUGUUUUCUGGAAAAGAAGUUGUCCUUAGCAGAGAUGGAAACAAAAUGACUGAGGACUUUUGAAUAUUUAAUUCUGGUUUUGUUCACCAGCAUGGCUAGUUUUCCAUGUUAAUUUGCCUGACAGUUUUGGUUAAUGUUUGUUUCACAUCCUGAAUGCCACCAUAUAAAAUAAUCUAGGAUCAGGUUGAUCUGAAAAGAGUUGUAAAUUUAAAAUAAGUUUUUAUUCUGCCAUCAUGUUCAAAUAAAAUUAUUGGAGAGAAAGAAGAAGUAAACAAAUUCUCCUAAGAAAUCUUUCUGCAUUGAUUUCUAUUUGACUUUUUUGGUAUGUGUUAAUAUUAACCAAUAAGCAGAUUUGAAAUUCUGCAGGCAGAGCAAUAAAUAACUACUUGUUAUUACAAAAAUUGCUUAAAUAAUAUGUUGAGCAAAAAAUAAAUGCAAUUUGCCAGCACAAAUAGAGUUGUCAACUUCACAGGUUGCAGCUCGAAAGAGGCAACAGCUAGCUAUUGGCAAGCCUCCUGAGAUGGGAGGUGGAGUAAGGUUUUGGAGGUUAAAUUUUUUUGCCAAGGUCCAAGUUUUAUAGAAGGCAUGGCAACCAUUUCAGAUCUUGGAGGCCAGUUAUUUUACAGGAAAUUCGCCUUCUUGUUUGGGACUUAUUGUGAUAACGGAGGUCAGACUUCUCAUCAUCGUGUAAUGACUGAACAGACCACAAGUCACAAUAAUCACGUACUGAUUAUUUUGUCUUUCAUAGCCUUAUCCUUGGAAUGAUGCUAAUCUCUAAAAAUAGCCACAGUUUCAGCAUUUGACCCACAACAGCUUUUGUUUUCUCUCUUAAAAAUAAACAUUUUUUUCCUAACUUUGCUUAAUACAAUUUAUUUCUCUGGGGUAUUUCUUUGAAUCUCUUCCCCAUUUGCUAGACUGCACCAGUGC
Molecule: messenger RNA, 2565 nt
Organism: Sphaerodactylus townsendi
Lineage: Eukaryota; Metazoa; Chordata; Lepidosauria; Squamata; Sphaerodactylidae
Product: cystathionine beta-synthase-like
Exons: 15
Coding region: 1-1701 (566 amino acids)
Cellular component (GO): cytoplasm
Molecular function (GO): cysteine synthase activity; cystathionine beta-synthase activity
Source: RefSeq, a predicted model, not a curated record